This is a messenger RNA of Meriones unguiculatus (Mongolian gerbil), 4057 nucleotides long. Its product is annotated as collagen alpha-1(I) chain-like. Bases 1 to 765 code for a protein of 254 amino acids. NCBI's taxonomy places the organism in Eukaryota, Metazoa, Chordata, Mammalia, Rodentia, Muridae. The transcript is spliced from 2 exons. The record is from RefSeq and is a predicted model, not a curated record.
AUGUUGCCGCGCCGCCGCUCGCCCCGCCGCUGCGCUGCCCGGGUCGGGCCGGGCCGGGCCGGGGGGCCGCGCGGCGAGGGCGGCGGGGGCGGCGGGCGCGGGCGCCGCGGCCGGAGCGGACGGGGCCGGGGGCGCUCGGCUGGGCCCGCGCGCGCGCGCUCGCGGCCGGGCGCGUCCACACAAUGCCGGCGCGGGCUGCUGGGGCCGCGCCGGGAGCCGCCCGCCGGGCCGCGGGGCGCGGGGCCGAGAGUGCGCGGGGGGCCCGGCCGCGCGCGGGACACAAAGCGAAUGGACGCGCGGGGGCGGCGGGCGGGGAGCCGCGGCCCCACCGAAGGGACCCCCGGCCGCCGAGCGGCCGCUACGUCAGCGCCCCGGGUGGCGCCGCCUCCGCCCGCCGGCCUGGGCCCCGCUCCCGCCGCCGGGAAGGCGGGCCGCGGCAGAAGGUGGGCCGCGGGCCCCGGGGAGCCACCGGCCGGGCCCGGGGAGCGCCGGCGGAGAGAGGGUGGCCCCGGGACGCCAAGGGGAGCGAGCCGCGGAGCCCCCGGCCGCCCAGGCUGCCCCGGCCUCGGCCGGGAGCAACUCCUCGGCCUUAACUUUCUUCUGACCCCGGAGUGGGAUGGCCGGGAGGGAUCUUCCUCCUCUUCCUGGGCCCGCCAGCCUCCCUCCCAUCCCGGACUGCGGCUGAGCUGCUGGCCCUCGAACCGCCUCCCCUUCCCCUUCUUCCUAGCUGGGGGCUGCCUUGCGGCUCCCUCCGCGAUCCGGUGAACCUUCCGGCCCCAGGGGCGGAGGACAAGAGUCAGGCGACCCGAAAGUGAACUGCAGUGGGACACAGCUUACCCGGCUUUGGUGCCGCCCAGGAGCCCGCUUCACUAGCCACAGACCCCCGAACUUUAGGGGCGGAGGACAGUCCAGUGACUGGCAUCUGAGCCACAGGACUGGGGUUACGGUGUCGCUCUCCCCUGCUGCCUCGCCCUGACCUGGCUCUCCGGGCUCACCUGCCUCGCUUAGGGCUUUUUCUGUCCCGUUUGUUGGGAGGAUAUGAGCGGGGGUUCUCCUCUGUCCCCCACCCAGGUCGCCCCUGCUGAGCAGGGCCACAUACUUAGUAAGAAACCUGGCUGCUGGAUGUGUCUCCUCUCUACCUGUCCCCACACAACACGUGGAGAUGCAGUCUCUGCAGGUGAACUCCAGUCUCAAGCCUCUGCUUACCUUGACAAGGCAGAGUUCCCAUCAUCCCUGCCCGGAUUGCAGUUGCCAGUCAACCAUUUGCUCCAUUGCUGACAACUCAAGUCGGGGAAGAUCCUCUCACUGAGCCAGAAUCUGCCCUAAGCCAGCCCAACUCUCCCUCCCCAAAUUGGUGAAGUUGGGACCACAACUCAGGAUCUGAACCAGGGCAAACAGUGUGUUAGCUAAGGGCACACAUGUGGGAGGAGAGACAGGAAAAAUAACCUCAGAAAUUGAGGGCAGGCAGGGAACCCCUCCAAACUGUACGGAAUGAACUCGGUUCAAGGCACCUGCCUGAAUUCCAGCGGUCACCUUGGGUCUCCUUUGCCCUGGGUGGUUCUUCCCAUGAGAGGCAAGGGCUAACUAUUACGCCCCUGUCACCGCACAGCGUUAACAAAUAAGCAAAAGGUGGAGUCUAUAGGAGACCCAGAGUGAGUCCUGGUGGGGUAGGCACUGCCCCUGUUACCCAAGGCACCCUCCAUUUCCCCAAGAGGUGGUGCUGGUGGCAUUUAGCAGAAGUGAAAAACUGAAGCUCAGAGCAGUUAAAUGCAGAAGAGGAGUGGCCUGCCAAGGGUGGGGCCAGAAAGCCUGUCCUCCUCCUGGUGGGGGACUGACCACUGGGUGCCUCCAUCUGCUCUCCCUGGCUUCUGAUGUUCUCUGUGGCAGCCAGCUGUGCCCACUACAGCUGUCCCUGUGCUUGGGAGUCAGAUACUUUCCUGAUUCUCAGAGCCCUCCGGGGGCUGCUGUUCCUGCGGCAGCAAAAAGACCCUAUCCUAGGCCUCUGGCCCUAACUUCUGUUUACCUCCAUCCUUCUCCCAUCUCCUUUCCUUAGGUGUUUAUUGAGCACCUACUGUAUGCUGACGGCUGUAUACCAGAGCUCAGAAGAUGCUCAGCUUUCCUAUACACCCUGUAACAGCGAAGCAGGGGUGGACUUAGAUUUGAGGGGUUGGUGGAGGAAUGCGUGGAAAGGUGAGCAGGGCUCGGCUUCCGUUGAGCACCCUCGCCUGUGGUCCCACACCAGCCUUGCACCCAGGCACUCCAGUGGUUCCAGUGACUUCGGUACUGCACAGCAGCCAGACUUCUCCACUGAGGCACACUGAGCAACUCCACUGUUUUGCUUGUAAUCUUCAUGGUUUCCCAGAACCAUUCCUCAGGAGACAGAUCUUUCCUGGCAUGAUGCUGGCCUCUUUGUCAGGGUUGUUGUUGUUGUUGUUUUUCCGUUUAUUUAGUGUAGGUGUGUGGCCAUGGGUGUGUCGGUCGCCUACGAUGCACAAACACGGUUGUGCGGUGGUUAGUUCUCUCUGCCAUGUGGGUCCCAGGAACUAAACUCGGGUUGUCAGGCUUGGUGGCAAGCACCUUACUGACCGAGCCAUCUUAUCUGGCCCCUCCUUAUCAAAGGGAUUUGACCCCUUCACUGGGAGUUUCUCCCUGGGCUCUUUUGUUGUAACCAGCUCAUCACGUAUUUCUUUAAGCCGAUGCUGCACAGUUUUGAUUACUUUGAAUACUGAUUAGUUUGUUUCCUAGCAUGGUGUUGGUGUACUCCUUUGAUCCCAGCCCUUGGGAGGCAGAGGCAGGCAGAACUCUGAGUUUGGGGACAGCCUGGUCUACUGAGUGAGUUCCAAGAUAGCCUGUCAGGGAAAAAAAAAAGUUUGUUUCCUGGGGGCUGGUAAAGGUGUCUCACACACACAUACACAAACACAUGCACACAUGCAGGAUUUUUAAGGUUUUAGUUUUGAAAAACAUUUUUGAGCCAGGUACAGUGGUGCAUGUCUGUUCCCCCAGCACUCAGGGAGGCAGAGGCAGGUGGAGGCAGAGGCAGAGCUCUGUGAGUCUGAGGCCAGCUUGGUCUACAAAGCGAGUCCAAGGCAACCAAGGCUAUAGAGAAACCCUGUCUUUAAAAAAAAUUUUUUUUUUUUUUUGGAUUGUAGAAAAUCUAUAGGUUUUAACCUUGUAUUGUGUGUUUAUUUUGGUGGGGAGAGGACAAGCUGUGGGGGUCAGUUUCUCUCUCUACCAUGUAGGGCGGUGGAGCGUCCGCAGGUUGUCAGGCUUGGCAGUGGGCGCCUGUGCCUGCGGAGGCAUCGCCACCCACUACCCUGUUCUUCAGUGAUAAGGUAUGAAGUUUUCUAAUUUGUGAACACUGCCUUUCCGUUUAAUUACUGUUUAUUUUUGCAUAGUUGUCUUUUUAGAAAAUGACUGCAUUCAUACACUUAGAGUGAGUAUAUAUGUCUCCGUGUGCAUUUGCGUGUGCAUGUGGGGGCACAGAGGACAACUUGAAGGAGUCUGUUCUCUCCCACUGUGUGGAACCGAGUGCUCAAAUUCAGGUGGUCAUCAGGCUUGGAGGCAGGUGCCUUUAUCUACUGAGCCAUCACAUCAACCCAUUAAAUGUUUAUGCAUUUAUGCAUGUAUGUAUUUUUUCCUUUUUAAAUCUUUUUUUUUUUUUUUUUAGUUUAUGUAUAUGGAUGUUUUGCCUACAUACAUGUCUAUACAUCAGCUGUGUUCCUGGUACCCAUGGAGGCCAGAAGAGGGUGUCAGACCUCCUUAGACUGGAGUUACAGACAAUUGUGAGCUGCUGUGUGGGUUCUGGGUCUUGAACCUGGGCCCUCUGGAAGAACAGCCAAUGCUUUUAACCUCUGGGCCAUCACUCCGGCCCCCUCCCCACAACACCCAUUGAAAACCAUCUCUUGUAACCACAGCUUGAGAAUGACCUUCAGCCCUGGAUCCUCCCACUGCCACCUCUUGAGUUGGCUUAUAAUCAUGUCUCCCCUCACCUGGCUUAUGGGGUGCUAGGGUGCUAGGGCUGAAACCCAGGACUUCAUGCAAGCUAGGAAAACAUUUU